AUUGUGGCUGAGGCACAGGCGCUCAGUGAGAUCGCAGACUUCAACGUGACAGAGGCCGCAGUUGUUAUCAUCAUCGCAAGGACUCUGUCAGCAGCGUUAAAUAUAUGCACAACAUCAUGAAAUAUUGUCCCGUUUGGGAAAGAGGAGACGCGAAGCUGUAGUUCUGACGUCGGUGUUUGCUAGCGGAAAGCUGCUAGCGUGGCUUACUUAACACAAGCUAGCCGAGCUAGCUGUUGCAUGUCCUCGUUUUUUCACGCCUCUGACCUCCACCACAACACAGCCGUGCUGAGAGUCGUCUGCUCGCCAGCCUGGAGUGACAACCCUCUAUUUCAGAGCGUCCUUGCCUGUUAUCCCCUGUGUGGCGCCCCGAGGACGGUUCUCGAAUAUGAUACAUAAUGAGUCAAAGAGAUACGUUCGUUCAUCUUUUUGCUGGAGGAUGUGGGGGCACGGUCGGAGCCAUAUUAACUUGUCCUUUGGAGGUCGUGAAGACCCGUCUGCAGUCAUCCACCAUCACGCUCUAUGUGUCUGAGGUUCAGUUCAGUACAGUGAAUGGAGCCAAUGUGGCCCGCAUGUCUCCACCAGGACCCCUGCACUGCCUCAAAUUAAUAUUGCAGAAAGAAGGACCUCGCUCGCUCUUUAGGGGCUUGGGGCCAAACUUAGUGGGUGUGGCACCUUCUAGAGCUAUUUACUUUGCUGCUUACUCCACUGCCAAAGAGAAACUCAACAGCGUGUUGGAAACAGACUCCACACAAGUACACAUGCUGUCAGCUGGAAUGGCAGGUUUUACGGCCAUCACAGCAACGAAUCCCAUAUGGCUCAUAAAGACCCGCUUGCAGUUGGAUGCCAGAAAUCGAGGUGAGCGACGGAUGAGUGCAUUCGAUUGUGUGCGGCGAGUAUAUCGGGCAGAUGGCCUGCGGGGUUUCUACAGGGGUAUGUCGGCAUCCUACGCUGGUAUCUCAGAGACUGUGAUUCACUUUAUAAUCUAUGAAAGAAUAAAGCGGCGCCUCUUGGAGGCUAAGGCACCACAGAACAUGGACGAAGAAGAGGAGUCAUCCAAAGAUGCUUCGGACUUUAUAGGGAUGAUGCUUGCUGCCGCCACCUCCAAGACCUGUGCCACAACCAUUGCUUAUCCUCAUGAGGUAAUCCGAACCAGGCUACGCGAGGAGGGCACCAAGUAUCGUUCUUUCUUCCAGACUCUAACAAAAGUGCCCAAAGAGGAGGGUUACCGCGCACUAUACCGUGGCCUCACCACCCACUUGAUACGACAGAUCCCCAACACCGCCAUAAUGAUGUGCACGUAUGAGCUGGUGGUCUACCUCCUGAACGGUUAAGUCUCACCCUCUUAGACUCUAGAUGCAACUCCGCCGCUGCUUGGAGGAAGAGAGUGAGACGCCGCGUCAGCACGGCAGAAAUCGCACACUGGUGAAGAGGACAGCGAUGGCACCUUUUGUCUUAGUCAUGUGAGUGGUUUUCAUAAACGUAAAUAAAUAAAGCUGUGAGUUUCAUUUUUAUAACCAGAAGGUGUGGCACAAGGCACUUCUUGACACUGAUUGGAGAAUGUGUAUUAAUCAGUGGAAAAGAAACAGCUGUCCUCCCUCAGCUUGUCCAGUUGAAAGAAAAUUUGUUUUAUUCAGUCACUUUCACUCUUGGAGUAAAACUUGUUUCCACAAUUUCAGACUAAGAUUGUUGAAGAACAAACUACAAGAGCAUGUCCUCCCUCUGUUAAGCCUCUAACUGCACUAGAAAUGAAAUUGAAGGCAUUCCCGUCCUUGCCUCCAGGAAAAAUGUUUUGAUUUCAUAGUUUAUUUAAAAUAAAACAAUAUGCAAUUUUCCCUGCAUCCUUAAAGGGAUCACUAGAGGUCCAAACUCUGUGGCUCCCAUGUAUUGUGCUAGGUGUAGGCAAGGAGCAUUCAGUGCUCAAGGAUCGAGGGCAUCGCUGGAGAGAGGAUGAUCUAGGACAUGCCUUUUGUGAAAAUAUGACAGACGUGUGCAAUGCAGUCACAAUGUGCAACAUAGGAUGUAGACAUGUAGAUUAGGCACUGGUGGUGUGUCAUGUUAGAUCCUCAUCUGUAGCCCCAAGUGAACCUUUUUGCAUAUCUGUAAAUACUCCAAAGCCUCCCAAACAUGUACAAACUGGAUUUGUUAAUAUGAUGGUGAUGGAUCAUGUCGUCUACACCUGAAAUCCCUAUGAUACAUUUUUUUUUUUUAUCAGAUUCACAUUAUUAUUAUGAAUAUUAUUGUUAUGAAUGGCAAAUAAAUCAAUAUAGUGACAUCAUCCUCUGGACGUGUAUAUGUGCAUUAAUUGUGUUGAAAAUGGGGAGUAGCUUGAGGGCAAGCAUUUAGCAAACAAAAUUGGAAUACAAUCCACUGUUCUGACUAGUGGAAUGUAAAUAAAUGCGGAAUAACCAUACUAAUCGGAAGGAAGUAAAACAUUGACUCGUGUGGUGAAUUCAUUAGAGCUAAAUACACAUUUAACAAAUUUAAACACAUUGUGGCAUAAAUAUAUGAGAUAAAUAUUCCAGUAUAGUGUGAUUGUGUUGCAUUUUCCCACUAAUGGCUAUAUUUUCUUGCAUUUUCUUCCAACAAUCUUCAUGUCAGUUGUUACUUUUCAUUAAAAAAAUUGUCCUGUCAGCACCUUUUAAGUGACUGUCUCAAGAAUUGUCAUCUCAGUUUCUGUCUCAGGAGUUCUUGCUCACUGCUCCGUGUAUAGUGUUAGGGUGUGCAGGGUGGGGUCAGGAAUAUUGCUAGUCAUAAACGCACAAGGACCAAAUGCAGAGCAGAAAUGAUAUGGACCCAGUUAUUUCCUCUCCGCAUCCCUGGGAAUUAUAUGAAUGUUUGUUUUAUGUCAUUUGGUUAUUUGA
Molecule: messenger RNA, 2861 nt
Organism: Thalassophryne amazonica
Lineage: Eukaryota; Metazoa; Chordata; Actinopteri; Batrachoidiformes; Batrachoididae
Product: solute carrier family 25 member 36-A
Exons: 7
Coding region: 396-1331 (311 amino acids)
Biological process (GO): pyrimidine nucleotide import into mitochondrion
Cellular component (GO): mitochondrion
Molecular function (GO): pyrimidine nucleotide transmembrane transporter activity
Source: RefSeq, a predicted model, not a curated record